GAGAUAAAAGCUGCACACACUGUCAGGCUAGACAGAAGAGAGAAAUCUUCAUCAGACAUCAUCAACGAACAGUUGAAAACUCAGAGCCAUGCUGCGCUUCGUUUUCUUCCUCAUGUGUCUUUUGCAGUUAAGGCACACAAUGCUGGGUGUUAUGGGAGCUGUCACCCCAAAGCCAAUUAUCAUAAACGGCACCUACAUAAACCCAGAAUUAGGCAAGUAUCAUGCUAGGUUGAGGACCAUCGCUCGCAGCUGCUUGUAUAUCAAAGAGAAACACGGCGCCUCGCAGGAUGGCAUGUACAUCCUGACAACAGAGAGCGGUACAUACUACCAGACUUUCUGUGACAUGACCACAGCCGGCGGUGGCUGGACUCUGGUGGCCAGUGUCCAUGAGAACAACAUCAAUGGGAAGUGUUCUCUUGGUGAUCGCUGGUCAAGCCAGCAGGGAAAUGACCAAAACCUGCCUGAAGGAGACGGAACAUGGGCCAACACUGUUACGUUUGGCACCGCUGAGGCCUCUACUAGUGACGACUACAAGAAUCCUGGGUACUAUGACAUCUCUGCACAAGACGUGUCAGUGUGGCACAUUCCCAAUAAUGAGCAGCUGAAGAGCUGGACGUCUUCUGCUAUCCUGCGCUACCAUACAGAAAGCCAGUUCCUCACAGAGCAUGGUGGAAACCUUUACCACUUAUUCAAGGUGAAACACACUAUUCUGUUUAUAAUCACCCCAUAAAACUCAACAUGCUCAUAUGUACUUCUACCAUAUGCUUACUGAAAUAAAAGUGCAGAUACUUAAAGUCUCAAUACACUGAAAUAUGUGACCCUGGAGCACAAAAGCAGUCAUAAGUCGCUGGGGUAUAUUUGUAGCAAU
Sinocyclocheilus anshuiensis is the source of this 868-nucleotide messenger RNA. Its product is annotated as intelectin-like. The transcript is spliced from 4 exons. The record is from RefSeq and is a predicted model, not a curated record. Gene Ontology annotation, molecular function: oligosaccharide binding. Bases 89 to 730 code for a protein of 213 amino acids. Lineage: Eukaryota; Metazoa; Chordata; Actinopteri; Cypriniformes; Cyprinidae.